AGUUCUCUGAUUCGUAGAUUUAACGCGAUCACGUGAAACGCACGAGGUUAAAACAGCGCAUGCGCAGAACGAACAUUGCCGAUUCGUCGGCGACCUGCUGUCAGAUGAACGAGACACCGGUCCACAAGUCAGACGCAGUUGGAACGAGGACUAGGUUAAGUCGCGCGGUUUGCGUCGGCAACCAGUAACAGAGGUACCUCAAAAGCCUCUUGCGUCCAAUAAAAAAAGACUCCACGGAAAUAAAUCCGUAAGUGUCUUAUAACUAGGAUGAAUCGAAAUUCGUGACACUCAUUAAACCGGUAUAAGCGAUGCACCACAUCGUUUUCAUCGCGUGAAAAUCAUCCAUACGGUUUCCGGCAAUUUAUAAUCGAUUUGUUACGUGUUUUUCGUUCGGGAAAUUUAUUUAAAUACUGCAAUGUGUUCACUUCGACUAUAUUAAAGAAGAUAAUACCGAGCUCCUGUCAUUUUUGAAAUCGAAGAUCGAAGAUUUGUAAGUCUGGACUAAAAACUUCAGGAUUUUUGGAAGACAUCCCCGUACACGUUUGGAAGAAAAGUGCAUAAAAGUUCAGCCCCGUUUCAUCCCACUUUCCGGUGGAACUGCUCCCAAGUUGUAACAAUACAAAUUCCUCUUCCCACUUUAAUUGAGGAAAAUGGAGGGGACGCAAAACAUGAGGAAAAAAGAUGCGAAGUGGUGACACAGCUAAGAACAGCUGCAGUAAGAAGUGGACAGUAACGAAAGGACUCGUCGAGCAAGCAUGGUGUUACAAUCAUCGUCCGCGGUGUUAUCGUCACUGUCGUUUCUUUUGCUUACUAUUGGCCCGCCACUUAGCGUUGCACAAUUUGAAGGCGAAUCUUGUACAGUUGAUGAUUCACCAGGAGUUUGCACACAUAUAGAACAAUGUCCACCAGUUCAUCAGGCACUGUUAAGUGGUAUUUACCCUCGUAAGCUGUGUGGGUAUGUAAAGUUCGAGCCCAUCAUUUGCUGUCCAUCAAAUAAACCACGACCAAAACCAAGACCAACAACAACAACUACAACGACAACAACCGCUGCGCCUGUUACAACAUUUGUGAUCGAUAAUAGGAUUAACACAGCAAGAGAAAAAUGUGCGGAAUACUCGAAGGCAGUGUUCGAGUUGGUAGAUCCGCCGACGUUAGCAGCCAAUCGAAAACCCCAAAAUACAUCCGUCUGCGCGAUCACAACUCGCAAGCUUAUUGUUGGUGGAAUGAAAGCUGAGGCACGGGAGUAUCCACACAUGGCAGCUGUUGGGUUCAAUAACGAUGAAGGAGGCAUUACAUGGAGCUGCGGUGGCACUUUGAUUUCAGAAAGAUUUGUCCUAACCGCGGCUCAUUGUACUUAUCAUAGAGAUUUUGGCCAAGCUGCUGUGGUUCGAGUGGGUGAUUUGAAUCUCGUCAGAACAGACGAUGAUGCCAAACCACAGGACAUUCCAAUUAUCAAAAGAAUAAGACACCCAUUAUACAAAAGACCUGCUGAAUACCAUGACAUUGCUCUUCUGCAAUUAAAAACGAAUGUAGUAUUCAACAAGUGGGUAAGACCUUGUUGUUUACCUUAUUCUUUGCCGGAUACUGGGAUAGAUAACAACGCAACCGCUACUGGAUGGGGUCACGUUGAAUGGGCCGGAGACACUUCAAAUGAUCUGUUAAAAGUUACCCUUAAGUUGAUUCCUCAAGAAAAAUGCAACGAUAGCUAUGCAACAAGUCAGGACUAUAAACUUCCAAGAGGUAUUGUAGCUGAUUGGCAGCUUUGCGCUGGUAGUUCUGGAAAAGAUACUUGUCAGGGUGACAGUGGUGGACCAUUAGUUGUACUGAAUAAUGAUUACUACUGUAUGUAUAGUUUGAUCGGUAUCACAAGUACUGGAAAAGAUUGCGGUGGCGCUGCUCCCGGCAUAUAUACUCGUGUUUACAAUUACAUAUCAUGGAUAGAAAGUAUUGUUUGGCCAGAAUCAAUGAUGAUGUUACGAAUAACUAUCAAUGGUAUAUUAUCACUCAUUUCAUCCUUUCUUCUCCACUCAAGUGGUCCAGUAUUCAUUACAGCACAAUUCGAAGGUGAAUCAUGCACAGUUAACAGAUCACCAGGCGUGUGCACGCUUCUGAAACAAUGUGUACCAGUUUAUAACGAUUUGCGAAAUGGAUCUCCUCCGAGUAGUGUGUGCGGAUAUUCCCAUUUUGAUCCUAUUGUAUGUUGUCCUAUCAAUAGACCAACAAUAAUCAGUGACCGAUUAACAACGACCAGUGCUCGACCAACAAGAACGACACCGAAACCCUCUGCAAGUCAAUUAAAUCGUAAUAAGUCAGCUUAUGAUAUAGCUAAUGAAAAAUGCGACGAGUAUGCGGCGGCAUUUAGAAAAGUAAUUAAUGUGUGCCCUACUCCUGACGGUGGACAAGUCCCUUGUUUUCCUGCCGUCGGUGGAACGCUAGCUAUAUCGAGAACAUUUUUGCACAUGGCUGCAGUUGGAUUCGUUUCCAGUACAGGAGAAAUUGCUUGGCUUUGUGGCGGUACUUUAAUUUCUGAAAGAUAUGUUGUAACCGCGGCGCAUUGUACUUUUAGUAGAGAUUUUGGGGAAGCAAUGUGGGUUCGCGUGGGCGAUUUAAAUCUUAAUAGGACAGACGAUGAUGCGCAACCACAGGACAUUCGAAUUGUCGAAAGAAUAAGACACCCUUGGUACAAGAGACCUCCUGAAUACCACGACAUUGCACUUUUGAAAUUAGAAACAAACGUAUCUUACAGCAAGUGGGUAGUACCUGCGUGUUUACCUUAUACUUUUCCGGAUACCGGUAAACAUACUUCAGCAGUCGCUACUGGAUGGGGGCUCCUUGAAUGGGCUGGAGAUCCGUCGAAUGACCUAAUACAAGUCAGCCUUAAGUUGGUACCUCAUGCGGAAUGCAAUGUCACUUUCUUUCAAAAUUCUAAGGACAUUAGACUUCCAUAUGGUAUUGUGAACGAAUGGCAAAUUUGCGCCGGUGAACUUGGAAAAGACACUUGUCAGGGCGACAGUGGUGGUCCGCUGGCUGUCAUAAAUAGCAAAUAUCCCCGUUUGCAUACUUUAGUUGGUAUUACUAGCAUAGGAAGAGAUUGCGGUAGUAUUUCUCCCGGUAUAUAUACCCGUGUUUUUACCUAUAUCCCAUGGAUACAAAGUAUAAUUUGGCCACAAGAAAAUUAAAACCAAAUAAAAGAUAUGUACAAUGAGCUACUAUUUAAGAUACCUGAAUACUAAAAUUAAUGACGUUGCACAUUUAUUGUUAAAUUGAAAAUAAAGUGAGAACAUGUACUAAUAAAGGGUAAACAGAAGGUA
This is a messenger RNA of Megachile rotundata (alfalfa leafcutting bee), 3311 nucleotides long. Its product is annotated as transmembrane protease serine 9. The record is from RefSeq and is a predicted model, not a curated record. Gene Ontology annotation, molecular function: serine-type endopeptidase activity. Gene Ontology annotation, biological process: proteolysis. Lineage: Eukaryota; Metazoa; Arthropoda; Insecta; Hymenoptera; Megachilidae.